Messenger RNA from Setaria italica (foxtail millet), 2476 nucleotides. RefSeq lists its product as uncharacterized. Lineage: Eukaryota; Viridiplantae; Streptophyta; Magnoliopsida; Poales; Poaceae. The annotation marks the transcript as partial. The transcript has 2 exons. Gene Ontology annotation, molecular function: zinc ion binding; nucleic acid binding. The record is from RefSeq and is a predicted model, not a curated record.
AUGGCACGAUUUUUGGGUGGGCUGAACCGCAAAAUUCAGAUUGUGCUUGAUUAUAAGGAGUACAAUACCAUUACUCGGUUGUUCCAUCUUGCUUGUAUUGCUGAACGAGAAGUGCAGGGACGCCAAACGAGGACACAUGCUUACUCCUUUGCAGGUCACACCACCUCCUUCAAACCAGCCACUAAACCUGUGGCUGCCUCAUCAUCAGCUGCACCCUCACCACACAACAUCACCUCGCGUGAUCCGGCAGUGACAAAGACUCCAUCCGCACCUACCCCAACACGGUCCUCUUCUUCUUCCACUGGGCGCACCAAGGACAUCCAAUGCCAUCGCUGCAAAGGCUUUGGCCAUGUUAUUCGUGACUGCCCCAACAAGCGUGUGCUGAUUGUACGUGAGGAUGGUGAGUACUCUUCUGCUAGUGAUUUGGAUGAUCCCACAUAUGCUAUGCUUGCCACUAACGUUUCAGGACAUGAGGAGGAGGAACAUGUUGCUGCUGUUGAUGCUGACAAGUAUGAGAGCCUUGUAGUGCAGCAUGUCCUCAGUACGCAGGUUGCACAACCAGAACAGCACCAGCGACACAACUUAUUUCACACCAAAGGCGUUGUGCAAGAACAAUCGAUUCGCAUCAUCAUUGAUGGCAGCAGUUGCAAUAACUUGGCAAGUACGGAUCUGGUAGAAAAGUUGUCCCUUCAAACUUGGCCACACCCACAUCCGUACCACAUUCAAUGGCUCAACCAGGGUGGAAAAUUGAAGGUAACACGCUCGGUACGUGUUCAUUUUUCUAUGGGCUCCUAUCAUGAUUAUGCUGAUUGUGAUGUCGUUCCGAUGGAAGCAUGUUCUUUGCUGCUAGGUAGACCUUGGCAAUAUGAUAUUGGUAGCAUGCACCAUGGUCGCACAAAUCAAUACUCACUCAUGUUUAAGGGCAAGAAAAUUAUUUUUCAUCCAAUGUCACCUGAACAGAUUUUAAAAGAUGACAUUGCUCGGGCCACUAGAGAUCACAAACCAAGUGCACAACCAAAUUUACAAAAUGAAAUCAAACUGAAGGCUCCUGUUUUACUCGCUACACUAGCUGAUUUGAACGAGUUGGCUGUUCCCAAUUCACUUUGCUAUGCUCUCAUGUGCACUAAUGUGCUGGUUUCACUUGAUGACACUGCACUUUUGGAUAUACCCCCUGCUGUUACUAAGCUUUUGCAGGACUUUGCGGAUGUUUUUCCAAAGGAGGUCCCAGCUGGCCUUCCUCCCAUUCGUGGCAUUGAACAUCAGAUUGAUCUCAUCCCAGGCGCUCCAUUGCCAAACCGUGCUGCCUAUCGUACCAAUCCAGAUGAGACAAAAGAGAUUCAGCGACAAGUGCAAGAAUUGCUUGACAAAGGUUACAUUCGUGAGUCUCUUAGCCUCUGCUCCAUCCCUGUUCUUUUGGUACCAAAGAAAGAUGGCUCUUGGCGCAUGUGUGUCGAUUGUCGUGCUAUUAACAAUAUUACAAUCAGAUAUAGGCACCCUAUACCUCGCUUAGAUGAUAUGCUUGAUGAGCUCAGUGGUGCUGUUGUGUUCUCUAAGGUUGAUUUGUGUAGUGGGUACCAUCAGAUUCGCAUGAAAUUGGGGGAUGAAUGGAAAACAGCUUUCAAAACCAAAUUUGGGUUAUAUGAAUGGUUAGUCAUGCCUUUUGGUUUAACUAAUGCUCCCAGCACGUUCAUGCGUUUAAUGAAUGAAGUUUUGCAGGCCUUCAUAGGGGUGUUUGUGGUUAUCUAUUUCGAUGAUAUCUUGAUUUAUAGCAAAUCUAUGGAGGAACAUUUGGAUCACCUACGUGCUGUUUUUGAUGCUUUACGUGCUGCCCGCCUAUUUGGGAACUUGGAUAAGUGCAGUUUCUGCACAAGUCGUGUGUCUUUUCUUGGAUAUGUUGUUACAUCGCAGGGCAUUGAGGUGGAUAGCAACAAGAUUGAUGCUAUACAAAGCUGGCCAACACCCACCUCGGUGACGCAGAUUCGAAGCUUCCUUGGGCUUGCUGGUUUCUAUCGUCGUUUCGUUCGUGAUUUCAGCACCCUUGCUGCACCACUACAUGAACUCACAAAGAAGGGUGUGCCUUUCUCCUGGGGACAACCGCAAGAAGAGGCUUUCAUGGUUCUAAAAUAUAAGCUAACCCACGCACCCUUGCUGCAACUUCCUGAUUUCACAAAAAUGUUUGAACUUGAAUGUGAUGCUAGCGGCAUUGGGUUAGGUGGAGUGCUACUGCAAGAGGGUAAACCGGUUGCUUAUUUCAGCGAGAAACUGAGUGGUGCUAGUCUGAAUUACUCCACUUAUGACAAAGAACUUUUUGCGUUGGAAGCACAUGGAGGCGGCCUCAUGGGCCAUUUUGGUGUUAAGAAAACAGAAGACAUCCUGGAAGCUCACUUCUUUUGGCCAAAGAUGCGACGUGAUGUGGAAAGAUUUGUUGCACGCUGCACCACAUGCCAAAAAGCUAAGUCCCGCCUGAAUCCCCAUG